Messenger RNA from Cryptomeria japonica (Japanese cedar), 1672 nucleotides. RefSeq names its product (R)-mandelonitrile lyase-like. The transcript is spliced from 4 exons. The record is from RefSeq and is a predicted model, not a curated record. NCBI's taxonomy places the organism in Eukaryota, Viridiplantae, Streptophyta, Pinopsida, Cupressales, Cupressaceae. Bases 6 to 1658 code for a protein of 550 amino acids. Gene Ontology annotation, molecular function: oxidoreductase activity, acting on CH-OH group of donors; flavin adenine dinucleotide binding.
UGCGAAUGAAUUUAUUUUCAAUUCCAAAGGAGUUAGAUCGAUUAAUGGGUAUGGAGAAUCUGUUCCUUUUCAUUUCUUACCUGCUAAUUCUCACAAGUCAUCAGCAGCUACACUGUUCAGCAGCCACGCGCAAUUUGGAAUACCCAUUUCCGUUUAUGACAUUUGACGCUGAAAAGGCAGCUGCAAGAACAUAUGAUUACAUUGUGGUUGGAGGAGGUACAGCAGGGUGUCCUCUGGCUGCAACUCUGUCACAGAACUAUUCUGUUUUGCUGUUGGAAAGGGGAGACUCUCCCUACGGAAAUCCCGAUGUUGAAGACAAUAAAGGCUUCUUCAAGCUUUUCGGUAAUGCCAGCGAGUUCCCUUAUGUCGCUCAGGGAUUUGUCUCAGAAGAUGGAGUGCAGUUGGUAAGGGGAAGAGUUCUUGGAGGUGGAUCAGCCAUCAACGCUGGCUUCUACAGCAGGGCAAGCCUUGACUAUAUUAAGAAGAUGGAGUGGGAUGGGAAGCUUGUAAAUGAGUCCUAUGAAUGGGUAGAGAAGAUGAAUGCCUUCAAACCAAACAAGCUUUUUCGGUGGAGUUCUGCUGUGAAGGAUGCGCAAUUGGAAGCUGGAUUGCUUCCUUACAAUGGGUAUACUUUGGAACAUUUGGAGGGCACCAAGAUUGGGGCUUCAUCUUUUGACAACAAUGGAAGGAGACACACAGCUGCAGAUCUUCUCAAAUAUGCAAAUCCAGAUAAUAUUGUAGUUCUUCUCAAUGCUACAGCCAGUAGAUUACUCUCCAAUUCCUCAUCAGGAAAGGUGAAGGUUAUUGGUGUCGAGUUUAUCAAUAGUGUUGAUGGUCUCUCCCAUCAAGUAUUGCUCAAUGAAUUGUCAUAUUGGAGUGAGGUGAUUUUGUCAGCAGGAAGUAUAGGUAGUCCUCAACUUCUCCUCUUAAGUGGAAUUGGACCAUCACAACAACUUAGAGAAUUAAAUGUUACUGUACUUCUAGAUUUAAAUUCUGUAGGAAAAGGGAUUCAAGAUCCACCACGUACAACAAUUACCAUUGAAUCUCCUAAACCACUUGAAUUUGCUCAAUUACAAGUAGCAGGUAUAAUAGACAAUUCACAAGCCUACAUUGAGUCUGCUAGCUAUUUCUUACAAGAAAAUGUGACAACUUAUAAAUAUCUAGGAAUUAUUGCUGCCAAGGUAGCUUUUCCCUUAUCAAGGGGUGAGCUACAACUUAGAACAAAAAACCCUCAAGAUAGUCCCUUUGUAAGGUAUAACUACUAUUCCCAUCCCCAUGAUCUACAAGAGUGUAUCUUUGGUGUCAAGGUAAUGUUGAAUCUUAGCAAAACAACUUCUAUUCAAAACUUUGCACUUAAAGGUAGUGGAAACUCUAGUAUCCUUCAAUUCAUUGGGUCAGCAUUACCUCAGAAUCAAUCAAACAAUAAAGCCUUUGCCAAUUUUUGUAGAGAUACACUAGCAACAUUUUGGCAUUACCAUGGUGGGUGUCAAAUUGAUAUUGUGAUUGACAAAAGGCAUCGUGUAAAAGGUGUUGAUAAUCUAAGGGUUGUGGACAGUUCAAUUUUCAAGGACAGCCCUGGAACAAAUCCACAAGCCACUACCAUGAUGCUUGGAAGGUAUAUUGGAGUUCAUAUUCUUCAAGAGCGUCUAAACCACUGAAAAUAUUCAACCUU